AUGCUGUGUGUUCGACCGGACAUAUGCUACGCUGUUGGAUACCUAGGGCGCUUCCAAGUUCAACCUGAUGAGGCCCACUGGCAAGCCCUGAAGAGAGUGGUCCGUUACGUGAAGGGGACGAAGAACUUGAAGCUCCAGUACAAGCAAAACGACGACGCCGAGGCACUUGUUGGGUACGCAGACGCUGACUGGGCGUCGGAUGCUGAGGAUAGGAAAUCCGUUAGUGGCUUCGUCUUUAAGGUCUUUGGGAACACCGUGUCUUGGGCAAGCCGCAAGCAACAAACCGUUGCACUGUCGUCGUGUGAAGCCGAGUAUGCAGCUUUAAGUGCCGCGGCCUCCGAAGGGCUGUGGCUGCACGGAAUCCUUGAAGACCUGAAGCAAGUUCGACCGGACACGGCAUUCAAGGUGUACGAAGACAACCGUGGGUGCAUUGCAAUGGCCACAAACACCGAAAGCAAGCGUGUCAAGCACAUCUAUGUAAAGCACCAUUUUUUGCGCGACCAUGUGGCACAAGGAAGACUUCAAAUCGAAGCAAUUGAUACAGCAAACCAAAUAGCGGACACGUUCACCAAGCCCCUGGAACCUGGACGUUUCCGCGAACUGAGGACCCUCCUAGGACUGACCGAUUCAGGGGGGGUGUUGGAGUAA
Molecule: messenger RNA, 648 nt
Organism: Ochlerotatus camptorhynchus
Lineage: Eukaryota; Metazoa; Arthropoda; Insecta; Diptera; Culicidae
Exons: 1
Coding region: 1-648 (215 amino acids)
Source: RefSeq, a predicted model, not a curated record